AGAUGAUGACGUAUUUUACUCGUUCAUAUGAUACACACUCUAGCUUACCAAGGUCGAUCCUUGGGGAUAGAUUGCCGGUAAGGUAAGGGAAACUAGAUCAGCGAGCCGUCGAAUGAUCUGCUCCAACUUUCUAUAUAAGGUGCUUCCAAUUCCCCCUCAGUCCCAACUCCUUUCCAUCAUCAUUCAUCAUCUUCAUUCAUCAUCUUCAAUCUCCAACAACAAUCAACAACGCAACCACUACAAACUACAAACCACCAAACCUUCAAAAUGGACAAGAUUCAGAACGCCGCCAACUACGUCUCUGACACCGUCAAGGGUGCUACCAGCACUGCUUCCAAGGAGGCCAACAAGGAUGUCGCCAAGGACAGCAACGCAGACUUCACCACUCGCGCAUCCGCCGCCAAAGACGCAGUCGGUGACAAGGUCGAUGAGAAGAAGCACAACACUUCUGCCGACGUCAACAAGGAGGCUGCCAAGCACUAAACUGCUAUAUCCUCCUGGUUAACUCCACCUCUAUACGAUUUGUACGAUGGGAUAAAUGGAGUAAUGUGAUUAUUAGGCGUCUUUGGAACAGACAUGGCUGUUUCCUUUGUCAACAUUGGCAUGGAGAGAUGGAUUUGAUUCACUUGAAAGAUUCAAAGAUCUUCGGCUGGCUUUUUAAUACCCCUAUGAUAGCUUAUAAUUAAAGCCUCUAUUCAUCGC
Messenger RNA from Daldinia loculata, 702 nucleotides. RefSeq names its product glucose-repressible gene protein. The record is from RefSeq and is a predicted model, not a curated record. Lineage: Eukaryota; Fungi; Ascomycota; Sordariomycetes; Xylariales; Hypoxylaceae. The coding region runs from base 268 to 483 and encodes 71 amino acids. The transcript is spliced from 2 exons.